Pseudonaja textilis is the source of this 2137-nucleotide messenger RNA. The record is from RefSeq and is a predicted model, not a curated record. NCBI's taxonomy places the organism in Eukaryota, Metazoa, Chordata, Lepidosauria, Squamata, Elapidae.
UUUUUAAACUUCCUUUGGUUGUGCUUCACCUUUGGAGUGAUUCUAGCAAAGUGUUUAAAGUUUGCCAGCUUUUGAGUUUUCUUGAUAAUAAAUGGGAUGGUUGCUGAGGGGUUUCCAGGCUGAUGUACAGUGUGGGACAUCCUGGGCCCUCGUGCUUUGAAGCGGAGGACCGUGACACAGAACAGGCAGAGGAAGGGCUUCCACUCCUGUCGUACAAUAGUAUUUGGCUGAUUCAUUGAAUUCCCUGGUAGCCGAUUUCAUCAGCACCUGCCUUCCUGGGAGGCUUAAAGCCUUCUGAAUAAUCCACGAUACCGCAGGGAUUCUCCUCACCUGAAUUCAAACUUCCUGAAGCUUUGAGAUCAACUGGGGAAUCCAGUUCUGCCUUUGCCUCUUACGUGGCACCACUAAGCAGUCUGAAUUGCAAGUUGCAUCCUGCUUUGCUUGGGAAAUCACUGGGCCUGAGUUAAAUAUUCUGCGCAAAAUUGCUGUUUCCUUUUAGUUCUAGUUGCUGUUUGGAUGAACUGUAGCAGCAGUGACCAUGAUUCUGAGGUCCCCCUCCCCCCAUUUGCAGGAAAUGACCAGACAAAACCAGGAUACGUUUGUCCCCUCUUUGACCUUCUGUGGUGCUUUGCCUAAAGUCCUUCCUUCCCUUCUUAAUUCAGGAAUGCUGAGGAAAGUGCAGAUCGACAAAGCGGAUGACUUGAAGCUUAUGUCGGAAGUUGCAACGCAGGUUUUCAACGAUGGCAUAACAAACUGGGGGCGAAUUGUGACUCUCAUUUCUUUUGGUGCCUUUGUUGCCAAACACUUGAAGAGCAUAAAUCAAGAAAGCGGCAUCAGCACUUUGGCGGAGAUCAUCACGGAGGUGCUGGUGACAGAGAAGAGAGAGUGGCUGCUGCAUCACAACGCCUGGGAGGGCUUUGUUAAAUUCUUCCAUGUAGAGGACCUGGAAGGCAGCAUCAGAAACAUUCUGGUGGCUUUUGCGGGCGUGGCUGGCCUAGGAGCGAGCUUGGCUUACUUGAUCCGGUGAGCCAAAACAGGGGGGCUCUCCCGAGUGGAGCUUAGCUUUGGACUACUCGGUUCCUGCUGUGAGUAGAAAACUGAGCUGUUCUCCUCCUCCUGCCAAGCGGGAAGCAGGACAGCUGGAACGCCCCAAGAAGAAGGAUUGCUAUGAACUGUCCGGGAUAGAAGGUCACCCAGCAAGGAUGUCUUACCAAUGGAAGUCGCUUUUCCCAAGGGAAGAAACGUGCGCCCUCUGCUUCACUCCCACGAAGCGAGGAGGACUGAAGCCCUGGUGCAGGAGGAGGGGUGCUUGGACUGGCGGCAUCGGGCCGUUGGAUGCACUGAGCAGUGAGUGAUCCGUUUGCACAGUCGUGCCCUCCUGUCUUUUGGAGAAUAACGCUGGGCCCGAAGGGGUGUUUGGGCCCAGCCUCGUCCUUAAAGACUUCUGGGUGAUCUCUGGGAAAGGAGAGAAAAGGCGUCCUUCAGCCGCUCAUCAACACAUCGCAUUCUAAAGGGCUGACUGUAUUUUUUUUUUUUAAAUUUUCCCACCUUUCUUUCCACUGCCCUCCUUUUGAAAGCGUUACACUGCCAUUAAGCGUGCGCCCUCCCCUCUUGAAUCACACCUAGCUGCUCCCUGCAGCCGAGCUCCGUCUGCAACCGUGAUCAGUACCAUUUGGGACCCACGAAACCUGCAGAAAGAUUGCAAAGAGGGUGUUUUUUUUUAAAAAAAACCAAACAUUCAGUUUGGAUUUGAUGACUCUUGAUUCAUCCCCGCUCUCCCCCAUCAGCAUAUACUGGGCAUUUCAGAAAACCUUUGUAUCCAAGUUAACAAGGUUCUCGAUGUGACUGCAGCGACCAGGUUAAAGUAGCAAAGUAUUUUGAAAACCCCUCUUGGGAAGAAAAGGAGCCUUUGGGGGGCUUUCCAUCGCCCUGCUUUAUUUUUUGAUUCUCAAGUUGAGUUUAAAGGUUCCUUUAAAAAAAAAAAAAGCUAAACUUGCACAUGAAUGUCAUUUAUCCUGUAAGAAAACAAAAAAAAGUUGUGUGAAUUAGCAGUGUGAGAUCCUGUGGUACACGAACACACACACACAUUCUAGUCUGUGGGCAGCUUCCUGGGUGCCCUCCAGAUCUUUCAGCCUGG